AUGACUGCCUCGCAGUCCGAAAAGUCAAGUUAUUAUGGAGCCUCUCUCUACAAUGACGAUGAGGAGCGAGGCAAAAUGGACAAAGGACCCGAAAAUCAGCCUUUUCUCGAUAAGGGUGCCGCCGACUCGCAUGCCAAUCAGACCAGAACCGUGACGCUCUCGGUCCUCUUCUACAUGGUUGUUUCCAUAACUCUCUUGAUGGUGAACAAAGCUGUCCUCCUCGAAGUCGCGUUACCUGUUACGUUUCUUUGGGCGCAACUGUUGAUUGCUGUGGCUUUGUUACAUAUUGGAGGAGCUCUGGGAUGGUUUACAUUGCCCCGACUUGAGUGGACGGUCUGCCGGACGCUGUGGAGUCUCAUGGCGAUCAACGUUAUUGGGUUAACAGUGAAUACCUAUACCAUCCACUUCGGAGAUGCAAGCUUUUAUCAAGUUGCGCGCGGUCUUGUCCUUCCCUUCACGGUGAUCCUCUCCUGGAUUUACCUUGACAAGCCGUCAAGCAUGGUUCUCCUUGCUUGUGGUGUUGUAACUACCGGAUAUGCAGUCGGCACUCUGAUGGAAUCGGCUCAAGUGAACAUUCCGCUUAAAGCUGUUGCCUAUGGUACGAUAUCUUCGUUUACGACUGCCCUCCAUGCUAUCAUUAUCAAAACAAGUAUGGGCACCGUGAAGAACAACACAAUUGCGCUCGUCUACUACAACAAUGUGCUGUCAGCGAUGUGCAUGCCCAUUGUAAUGAUGCUCAAUGGAGAAAUGUGGGUUUGGCAUACCCACCUUCGUGAAGUUUCCAUUUCAAAUUAUGGUGGAAGAGAGAAAAUGCAAACGUUCAUCGCCGGAUGUCUGCUCACUGGUACACUUGGCUUUCUUCUUAAUGUGGCCAGUUUCUUCCAAAUCAAGAUCACCUCCCCCGUCACACAUGUCGUCUCAUCGGCCGCUCGCGGAGUUUUGCAGACUAUCUUGGCUGUGUGGAUUUUCAAUGAUACCGUCACAAUCGCUCGAGCCAGCUCGAUUCUCGUCAUCAUUUUUGGCUCGGGCCUAUAUACAUGGAUUAGACAUCAUGAGACGCUUGUACCAAAGGAUAGAAAUCAUGCCGACAAGCUCCAAUUAUGCAGCUCCAUUGAGUGUCCCCAUCCCUUUCAGGAGCCGACGUUGCUAAUACAAGCAUGUGAGGAGAAGGCCAAGGAUGAAACCCCUUCUGGUGACACUUUAGAGAUGGUGGCAGAGGCCGUCCAUCACCAGACGCCGGUUGAGGAGAUUCCCAACCAUGUUGGACACUGCGACCCGGCGCAACCCGAAGCCGCAAUUGCCGAACAGUCCACAACGCUUGCGUUUGACGAGGCCGACAUGCAAGCUCCAGCUUCUGUCAUUCUUUGUGACGAAACAACCUAUUCGAUUGCCCAAGAAGCAGAGUUUGAUUUAGAUCAAGUCCUUCUGUCUGGCGUAGAUCUCGAUCUACCACCCAUCCCUGAUGACCUGGGCACAACAUCGCACCAUGGAUGUGAAUUCGAUGUUUUGGGCCUCAUGGAAUGGGUCGGCAAUGAUAUCAAAGUUGACGACUCCGAAUCGGAUGAAUUGGAUAGAUUGUUUGCGUCUCUAGAUGAUACAGAUGUCAAAUGA
Spizellomyces punctatus DAOM BR117 is the source of this 1611-nucleotide messenger RNA. RefSeq lists its product as uncharacterized. Gene Ontology annotation, molecular function: antiporter activity. The transcript is spliced from 7 exons. Lineage: Eukaryota; Fungi; Chytridiomycota; Chytridiomycetes; Spizellomycetales; Spizellomycetaceae. Gene Ontology annotation, cellular component: Golgi apparatus. The record is from RefSeq and is a predicted model, not a curated record. Gene Ontology annotation, biological process: protein O-linked glycosylation via fucose; GDP-fucose import into Golgi lumen. Bases 1 to 1611 code for a protein of 536 amino acids.